AUGGCGAUUACGAUGUAUUCAAAGAAAGUUGACUAUUUAUAUGGUGAUUACGAUGCACUCUUAACCGAUAUUAGGACUGCAUUUGCUCACAUUGAAAACCUUAAUUUACCCGAAAAUGCAUCUGCUGCACCAUUUGAAUCUGUUACUAUGCCAUUACGAACUUCUGAGCUUGAUGCAGUGGAUCUGGAUGACAGCAUUAACUUUGAGAGAACUUCAGAUAAUCAUCUCAAGACACCCGCAGAUAUCACCCUUGAAGAUCAAGUUCCAGUUUCUCAAGAUCCUUAUCUUGAUUUUUUCAUUAACGAGGAUAUAGAUAUGGAUAGGGAUACUUCUCCACAAGAACUGAUUCCAGAUAGCAGUAAUAGUCAAGUGGAAGAAGAUGUUCCCGAAACUUGUAUACCUCAAGAAAUUCCUGAAAUUGAAGUUGUGCGUGAUGCUGAUCCUAAUUUGAGCCUUGCUGAAAAGUCUUCAGAACAUCUGUCAAUAUCUAGAGAACAAUCUGAAUCUGUCCAACAUAAUCCUGAUCCACCAACUGCUUUUGCACCAGUAGAGUCUUUUGGCAAUGGCCGUGUUUCAGAUAUUGCCUUCGGGAAUGAAUCUUUUCAAAUAGCAAUUUAUCCAACUCCACAGGAUGAGAAGGAAAAACCAAAGACACGAAAGAGGAAGCAAUUCUUUGAUAUGCAUAUUGUCUUGGAUAACGACAUAUGUAAAGGAAAUAUAAAAGAUACUAGCAUGCUGGUGUGCCAGAGGAGAAAACUCCCUUGUUCAUCUUUGGAUGUUUGGAGGCUUGGGAACAGGCUAAGAAAGGACCAAUUAUUCUACCAGUCUUCAAUUACUGGUUUGUCUAAAUGUCUUCUAAAUUUGUUCGAGAGAGAUUAUGUUUCUUCCAGAUCCCAAAUUAUAGGGCCAGGGGAUGUUCAAGAAAAUGCCGGUGCAAAUGCUCGUACAUCUGUGCCUGAUUUUGAUAUGGAAAUUGAUAACGAGCAGCCCAAUGUUGAUAAGGAAGUCCUGCCAGAUGUUGGUACGGAAGUUGAGCAUAUUCCACCGGUUGUAGAAGCUGAAACGGAGCAUCUCCGACCUGACGAUAAUCCUGAAAUUGAGUAUGGCCGAUUUGAAGAUGGCUCUGCUGAUAGAGAUUUCACGACUGAAUUUAUGGCUACUCCCACUCCUUUCAAAACUUCUAGAUUUGAACAUCAGACAGGAAGUUCGUUCGAGACUGAAGUGCCAAUCUAUCCGCACUGA
Papaver somniferum (opium poppy) is the source of this 1242-nucleotide messenger RNA. RefSeq names its product sister chromatid cohesion 1 protein 3-like. Gene Ontology annotation, molecular function: chromatin binding. NCBI's taxonomy places the organism in Eukaryota, Viridiplantae, Streptophyta, Magnoliopsida, Ranunculales, Papaveraceae. Bases 1 to 1242 code for a protein of 413 amino acids. The record is from RefSeq and is a predicted model, not a curated record. The transcript has 8 exons. Gene Ontology annotation, biological process: synaptonemal complex assembly; mitotic sister chromatid cohesion; replication-born double-strand break repair via sister chromatid exchange. Gene Ontology annotation, cellular component: cohesin complex; synaptonemal complex.